UGUCUAAUUACUUUCUCUUUUCUCUCUUGCAGUAUCUGGUAUGUAAAAGAAAGCUAGACAGUAAAAAGGAAGCAUUGCUGAUUCUUUCCAAGGAGCUGGACACAUGUCAACAGGAAAAAGACCAGUACAAGCUUAUGGCCAAUCAACUGCGGGAACGACACCAGUCACUAAAAAAGAAAUACUUGGAGCUGAUUGAUGGGGAUCCUUCUCUUCCUCCGGAAAAAAGGAAACAGGCUAAUCUUGCCCAAUUAUUGAGUGAUUCUCGGGAUCGAAAUAAACAUUUGGGAGAAGAAAUUAAAGAACUUCAACAAAGACUGGGAGAAGUUCAAGGAGACAAUAAGCUCCUUAGAAUGACAAUAGCAAAACAAAGACUUGGAGAUGAAGAAGUUGGGGCACGCCACUUUGCAGCACACGAGCGUGAAGACCUCGUUCAGCAGCUGGAGAAAGCACGAGAACAAAUUGAGACACUGGAACAUGAUCUUCAAGCUGCAUUGGAUGAGCUACAGGACCUAAAGGAAGAACGUUCUUCUUAUCAAGAUAAAGCAGACCGACUCAACCAAGAGCUUAAUCACAUCCUAGGAGGACAUGAAAAUCGCAUCAUUGAUGUAGAUGCCCUGUGCAUGGAGAACAGAUACCUUCAAGAGAGAUUAAAGCAACUGCAAGAUGAGGUCAACCUUCUUAAAUCUAAUAUUGCUAAGUACAAGAAUGCUCUAGAGAGACGGAAAAAUUCAAAGAUCCAUAGCAGAUCCAGCAGUAGUGCCCUGACUGGAGUCCUUUCUGCAAAGCAAGUCCAAGAGUUGUUAUCGGAGGACCAUGGAUGUAGCCUACCAGCCACACCACAGUCCAUUUCAGAUCUCAAAUCUUUAGCUACUGCCUUACUAGAGACUAUCCAUGAGAAAAAUAUGGUCAUACAACACCAAAGGCAAACCAACAAAAUUUUAGGUAAUCGAGUGGCGGAGUUGGAGAAGAAGUUGAGAACUUUGGAAAUUUCUGGUUUGUGGAGUCUUCCAGGCCUGAGCUACAAUGUCUCAGUGGGAUUUGGGAGUGGAAAAGAUACCAUAACAUUCGGUGACCCAACCUUGCCUGUUCUACAGAGGUCAAGAUCGCCAUUGCGAACAUUUGCUGACAAGCCACAACAGAAUGAAGCAGCACAGAGGCAUGAAGCAAAAGAGAAGGGAAAACAAGAUGAAAUUUACGCUGUUUCAACAGAGUUGAUAGUUCCAGAGGAAGCUGCUACGGUCUAUGACAAUUCCCAAGCAAAUAUAAAGACCAGUACCCAAAAGAAGACUUAUCAUUCCUCUAUGCCCCAGUUUCCUUCUGAGGAGGAAGAAAUAAACCGGUGUGAAAUAAUUAAAUUGACAGAAGAACAGGUAGUUGCAGAACUGGAGGAGAGCCAAACAGCAAGUCUACCAAAGAGCCGGAGUACAGUGUACCAAUCAGAACUCAGUGAGUCAUCCAAGGAAGAGUCCCCUUUAUCUAGCCCUGAUUCAUUUGACCCUGUGGAGCCAUCAAACUACAGGAAUGAGCAUGUAGCUGAAAAUUGGGUUCUGAAAGAGCGUGAGGAAAUGGCAGAAAAUAACUGUGAAAAUGUAAAUGAGAGAGAGGGUGGAAAUGGCAACACACUGGACACGGACGACACAGAAGGACAUGGAGAUCUAACUGUUUCAACCUCUGACUUAAGCAAUGUCUCCAGUAAUCCUCCUGAACCUGAGUGUGACAAGUCAUCUGAGCCCACUGAACACAUUGAGCAUUUGAAUGACAGCAUGGCUUGUGAUGAGCCCAAGACCUCCAGCUUCUCUCUGUCAUCCUCUUAGGGAGGAAGCUGUGUAGCUGUGAAUAUGGGUAGUAACCAAGUUAAUCUGCCAUAGAAAUGGCUUUUUUACAUCAGUCUGUCAGCAUUUGUCUAUUAAAGAGAUGUCUUUCUACUGAUUGUAGUCAACCAAAAUAAUGUAAAUAUAUAAAAUUGGGUAGAACUUGAAAAUGAUGGGGUAGGGAGACUGACAUAGUGGAGAAAAACGGGACCAAGAGACUGUCCAUUCUCAUUUUUAGGUCAAGUCCUAGCUGGGCAUAGCAUGCAUAAUGUCCAAUGCCUAUUGGUAUGUUUUCUAAGGGUUUCAAAGGGGAUUUUUAGCAGAUGAAAAUUUGAGGUGAUAAGCUGAAGAAGAUCUAAAGGUUGACAGGGUUUUGUUUAUUUUUUUUAGAUUUGCCUUCUCUGUAUUUACUUGCUGUGAGUGUAUGUAUAGAGUAGCACAACCUCCUCCCAGACCUUGCACCCUAAUCCUGCUAUCCUUGGUCACAACCAAAAUCCCUGUACUUGUGCUCCAGGUUACACUCUCCUACCAGACCCUGCACUCCUUCCUCCGUACACCUGUUUCUCUCCCCCCUCUUUCCUCCCGUCCGGCUGGAAUAAUCUCCUGCACCCACAACCCUCUCCAGACCCUGCACCCUAAUCCCCUGUCCCAGGUCACAACCUAAAUCCCUGAACCCCGAUCCAGGUCACAAUCCCCUCAUUCACCCAAACUCCCUCCCAGAUCCAACACCCUAAUCCCUUACCCCAAGCUCCCUCUGCACCUGGCCCCCAUUCCAGGCCCCACACCUCCUUAAUUAAUAUAAUGGAAGAGUGUGACACCGGCCCCCCCCCCCCAUAAAAAUUCAUUGCCCACUCCAAUCUAGGCUCAUCUCCACUUUGAUUAGGUAUAAAACAAAAAUGUGGCAUGGCAGUAACUCUUCCUUUCCUCCCUCAGCUCCUUAGUCUUUUGGUUAGUGGUGUGGGUUAUUCUUUGGGCCUUAAAAAUUCUUCCCAAGCUGCGAGUGUGCAAGCAAAAAACCCUUCUGUUGUUAGAGAGGGGCCUUCAGGGCAAGGAAGGCAGCAGCAAGGGAGCACUUCAUGUUGGAGCUCACAGCUGCUAGAGUUGGGGAGGCACUUCUUCUCCCCUUUUUAGAAUAGGGAGCAGUUUCUGCAGCUGUGGAGCUUCUAUGGGCCAGCAGCCAUGGAGACAAUUUUUCUGCUGGCUUGGGACCUAAUGGUCUGUAAAUGUUCAUUUCUCACUCCUAGAAUUUGAAAUCAAUCAGAGAGAAUUAAACCAAAUUUAAUAAACUUCUACUAAUAAAAAGGAGAAUAUUUCCCAGAUUGAGCCUUUGUUUGACAGAUAUCUGCCAGCUGCGGAUUUUUACAGCCCACUUGUCAGCUACGGAAAAACAGGGUUUGUAUUAACAGCCCUGACAAACUUGUCUCUAUAUAGAAACUGAGCUAGCAGGUGCUGCCAUUAUCAAAGGUGUUUUGAUUCCAUGAACAGUAUGCGCUUGGCAAAAGAGAGAAUCUGCGUGUAAUGGUUAUAUCUGAAUAUAAUGAAUGAUGGGAGGCUGAAAAAUGUGACCUGCCUUUUUUGUUUUCAUGCAUCCUCCUAAUAGGAGCAUGCAUGUCACCCUUUUUCUGCUGUCUGCCUGUUCUGUCGUGCUGUGUGCUGGCAAUACUUGCAUCACGCCUCAGAAAUGCUCCCUUUCUGUUUAUAGGGCCUGAGGCAUUGCUUCAUGCUGGUAUCAGCAGCCCCUUUUGAAUCAAUUGGGUCCAAAUUCAGAUGCUUGGGGGGCAUGCUAUGGUAAAAAAAAAUUAUGCUUUCUUCCCUCACCCUGGUUAUAUUUAUGUUCCUCAAAACCCAAGAGGGGCUGUUGAUGUUAAUGGUAAAAUAACUGAUUAAAUUAUUGACUUGGUUAUUUAUAUGACAGUACUGACAUGCAUGAAAAAAUAGACAUGCACAAAAAUAAUUGAAGAUGUUUGUGAAGGGUUUUGUAACAAAUAUUACCCUCCAUGUGGUGAUUGUUCCAAUGUAUAUGUUCCUUUCCAUCUUUCAUCAUGGCCUUAGGUGUUCUAAAGCUAAAUGCUAGAGCAGUUCUGAAUAAAAAUGCAGCCAAAAUUCA
Pelodiscus sinensis (Chinese soft-shelled turtle) is the source of this 3918-nucleotide messenger RNA. The record is from RefSeq and is a predicted model, not a curated record. Lineage: Eukaryota; Metazoa; Chordata; Testudines; Trionychidae.